CAGACUGCUCUUAUCGAGUAUCACCUUCGCACCGUCAACCAGAUUAUCCCUCACAGUAUCUGGAAUUUGAUCUCAUUCCGUACUGAAGACUCUACCAACUACGGCCUAUUCACAAUGUCUGCUACGAUGGAAGCCGUCAAAGUGUUCUUCAGCUCGCCGCGCUUCGCCGUGGCCGGCGCGAGCAACGACCCGGCCAAAUUCGGCCAUCGCAUUCUGGCGUGGUACUACCACCAUUCACUCCCUGUUACGCCCCUCAACCCGCGUGCUUCCUCCAUCCAGCUGCACUCGACAAGUCUACCGACGGUCGCCUCGGUGCGCGACUUGCCCGCUCCGACCGAGACGUCACUGUCGGUGGUGACUCCCCCCGCCGUGACUCUCGCUCUCCUACGCGAAGCUUAUGCGGUCGGCAUCCCGGCUGUCUUCCUGCAGCCUGGCACUUACGACCAGGCGGUGCUGGACUAUCUGGAGGGACAUUUUGCGGCGGCGGUGGUGGGCGCGGGAGGCCGAGGCUCGGAGGGUUGGUGUGUCUUGGUCGAUGGCGAGGAUGGCUUGCGCGCUGCGGGGAGAGAAUGGAAGAGUCAGCUGUAGUAUUUAAUGCCUCGAUUUCUUGUAAUGUGUUCUGUAUAUGAGAGAUUAAACGGGAAGUCAUGAAGAAAGCAGAAAAACAAGGUAAAGAGGAGGUUGGGGUGUAAACGGAAAGCAUCAACACCAAAUGGGGGGGGGGAUAAAUGAGGUAUUGUAUUGUUGGGGGUGACUUUCUUUCACCUCCGUUACCCCGUUCUUUUUU
Molecule: messenger RNA, 787 nt
Organism: Aspergillus aculeatinus CBS 121060
Lineage: Eukaryota; Fungi; Ascomycota; Eurotiomycetes; Eurotiales; Aspergillaceae
Product: CoA-binding protein
Exons: 2
Coding region: 115-588 (157 amino acids)
Source: RefSeq, a predicted model, not a curated record